Pomacea canaliculata is the source of this 2898-nucleotide messenger RNA. RefSeq names its product kelch-like protein 24. The record is from RefSeq and is a predicted model, not a curated record. Bases 177 to 1370 code for a protein of 397 amino acids. Gene Ontology annotation, molecular function: protein binding. NCBI's taxonomy places the organism in Eukaryota, Metazoa, Mollusca, Gastropoda, Architaenioglossa, Ampullariidae. The transcript is spliced from 6 exons.
GUAAUCCAUGUCAAAGAUGAGGAUGUGUCUCCAAAACAGUUUGAACUUCUUCUAAAAAUCCUUUACAAAGGACAUUGUUUGAUUUCCCAAAAAACAGCGAAGGAUUUCUGAAAAUUGCGGGUUGUCUGAAGAUCGACUUUCUCGCGAAGCUUUGUGAAAAUUUUCUACUGAAAAAUAUGCUGCCUGAAGAUAGUGUACAAGUCUGGAAGUCUGCAGAAAAAUACAGACUACGGAUUCUCUCUGACAAAGCAAUGAAGAUGACUCUUGACAAUAUUGAAAAUAUUCGGGAAGAUGAGUGGCUGGCUCUGCCUAAGUCCUUACUUUUGAUACUCCUUUGCCAGAAGCCUAACAUGAGCAUGGAGAGGAUAUGUAACAAAAUCCUUUCCUGGGUUAAGCAGGAUGAAAAAGUAAGAAAAAAACAUCUGGUAGAGUUCCUACCCUUCCUUUCCUUCCCUUUAAUGAAUCCGACAUAUGUUUCUCGGCUGACUGGGACCAGCCAUCAUUUCAGUGACAUCUUAUUUGAAUACGCAAGUGAAGGAAACACAUAUCACGUAGAAGGUAUCUUGGAAAAGGACAUAAAUAUUCAAAGACAGAUUCUGAAAAGACAAUCCUUCAAGCUGACCAAACCGGACUUAAAGAUACAGGCUCGUGGCUUAGUUGUCGAGGGCCAAACAGGGCGGGUAUAUUCGUUCGGAUUGCAAGACGACCGCCUGGAAUUCCACAACCUGAGAUCUCCAUCUAUUACGACAGGUAAAUACAUCGCAAGCUGCAUGUGGCGUAACGAGGUAUACCUGAGUGGUGACAAGCACUUUAUUGUGUACAAACCAGAUAACAAUCAGUGGGAAGUCCUCCCUGAUCUGCCUGAUGGCAAAAGGAGACGAAAACACUCCAUGUCGGCUGUGAAUUCAAACAUUUAUGUUCUUGGGGGACGUGACAAUGUUCGACAAUGUGGCAAUGACAUACAAUGUUCAAUUUUGAAAUACAGCAUUGGAGACCGAAAAUGGAAUGAUGUUUGCAAUUUACCAGUUAAUGUCGCAGAUGCUUCAUCAGCCGUUUUGGGACAUAGGAUUUACGUGUUUGGCGGCAAAAAAGCUGAUAAAAAACCGACAGCCUUGGUUCAGUGCGUGGACACACAUACAGGCAUCGCAUACAUAGCUGGAAAAUUUCCCUUUCCGACAUACGGGCUACGGGCCUUCAGCAACGGGGGUAUCAUUUACCUCGUACUGCCUACAGGAGAGGUGUUACGAAUGUGGGAAGACUUCUACUUGGCGGACAAACGAGAACUAGAGUACGCUAGGAAGAAGGAUCAACCCUUGAAAAAGCCAACUGUUUGUCUUUAUAAAAAUAGCACAAAUCCCUGCUCGCCGUAAGUUUGGUGCGUGCUUGUACGAAGACGAAAUCAUUGUUUACGGCGGUCAGACGGAGCAACAAGAUGUCUGCAAGUCUGUGAAGAUCAAUAUUUCGAGUGGGGUCACAAAAGAAAUAGACAACGCCGUUAAUGAAAAGGCUUCCUUCGAUCUUCACACUGUCAAUCUGCCAGUGUUAGAGUCAAGCAAAGCGCCUAGCGAUGCAUCAGGAAUUUCUUACGCUGCCCCGAAGACCACGUCCACUCAGACGACUGAAGACAUCACUGGACCUUCCCACAAGCGUGACAAGUCGCCCACAUCAUCCGAAAACAGUGAAUAUUCAAACAGGAGAACGGAGACUUCCAAGCGAAAACAUCCAUCGGACCAAACAAAAUCAACAUGUGUAAAAAGGCUAGCAAUGCACUCUUCUUUUGUUGACAGUUCGAUUCCAAAGACGACUCCACAUACAACGAUGAAGCCGACUACUUUGAAACAUGGACUUUCUAGCUUGAAUCACGAAAGGCCAUUGAGGGACUUGAACAGCGCGUGAGUCACAAGGAAGAUGAACCCGGCGAUCAAAUUAAAGAGAUUUGGAACAGUUAAAGACGAAGAUUUGUAUACACCCUCAAGCGAUCAUUUUAUAUAUAUAUGAUUUAUGCAUGCUAUCCAUAUUUUACUGACAAUUAUCAAUUUUAUUACAUAUCAUCUAUAAAGAACUUUUGCAAAAACUAUAUUGCUCAUUAUCUACAGUAAAUUCACUUAAUAAAACCUAAUAGUUUACUUGUCUUAUAUGUUUGUGAGUAGCAAUUGCUAAAUGAAGAUUAUAUCUCCCCUUUUAUUUGUAUAAUAACUUCUUUUUAAAAAAAUACCCGUUUAGAGUUUAGAAUAGAUUGCUGUAUAUAACUAGCUUAGCAUUUAGAAUUUUUAUAGUUUUUUUGAUCGUUUAGGGUAGCUUUCUAGUUUGUUUUUCUUAACUUUUACAAUGUUUACGCAACCCUAGAGUUACUACAUUUUUGCUUUGUAUCCAGGUUAUUAUGCUGUGUUUUUGUGACAUGAUUUUGCAGUGAAAGACAUGACAUUGAAGGAGCUUAUUUUCUGUUACUCAUUGAAUGACAUUUGCUAAUCCUGCUUUUUUAACAGUGUGAAUGAGCAUAACAACAGAGUAUCACAUACAUCAGAGUAUUUUGAUUUUCUCCAUUUAACUUGUAGGUCGUUUACCUUGAAAAGUUUACCUUGUCGCACAGUUUUGUGUAUAUAGUUUUAGCGUGCACAUUCAUAUGUCCGAAAUUUUGUAUCAUAACCUGUAUUUUUUUCCUUUCAACGGGCACUUAGCACGCAUGCAAAUUAUAAUUAACAAUCAUUACAAUUCAGUUUUUUGAUAUUACAGUAACAUUUUGAUAUUACUCAUAUUAAUCAAUGUAUUUCUAAUGUUAUGUAAAACAUUAAUAUUUGUUCCUUUUUCAAAAAAAAUAUGCUACAGAUUUUAUAAAUUCUGUUUUACUUAACUGUUAUUUUAUUACUUUUAUUACUUAUUAUUAUGUUAUUACUUCUU